CAUUUUGGUUACUUUGACAAAAUUGGAUACCAACAAACCUCGCCGUAACCCUUACUGAACCCGUACUCUACUGGGUUCUCCAGAAAAAUUAUCAUAGCCAUGGAACUGGCUUCGGUGUCAAUGCGCGGCUCUUCUUCUUUCCCAGUUAGACCGUCCGUCCCCUCCUCUUCAAGAAAUUGCAUAUGUUCUUUCUCUCUUCACCGCAAUCUGAACCGAGCGCCAUCAUCUGUCAAUCAUAAACCCAAAGGCUGUGGGUUUCCUAAAUCAGCAAGACUGCAUCUUUUUGUGCUGGAAGCUGUAGUCAGUGAUACAGCUAUAUUGCACAAUGAUUCAGAAGAAGAAGAUGAUCCAAAUAUGACUCGAGUAUGUGACAAACUGAUUGAUGUUUUCAUGGUUGAUAAGCCAACUUCAACAGACUGGAGAAGAUUACUAGCUUUUAGCAGGGAAUGGAGUAACAUCAGACCUCAUUUCUACAAGCGUUGUCAGGACAAAGCAGACAGUCAGUUUGAACCUGAGAUGAAACACAAGCUAUUACGAUUUGCAAGGAAGUUGAAGGAGGUUGAUGAAGAUGUUCAAAGGCAUGAUGAACUUCUUGCAGUGAUAAAGAAUGCACCAUUGGAGAUCAAUGAAACUGUUGUGAAACUUAGAAAAGAUUUUACUAAAGAGUUCUUCAUACAUCUACACAAUGUAGCAGAAUCUUAUCAUGAUAAUCCAAGUGAACAGAAUACCUUACUGCAGCUUGGCGACAUGUGCUUGGCUGCAAUCCAAGAUCAUGAUACUGCAACCGAAAGCGUUGAAGCUCUGAAUGUUGCAGAAUUGAAGUUUCAAGAUAUAGUUAAUUCUCCUUCUUUAGAUGUUGCAUGCCGUAAGAUUGAUGACUUAGCUGCAAAAAAUCAACUGGACUCAGCAUUGGUGCUUAUGAUCACGAAAGCCUGGUCUGCUGCCAAGGAAUCAAACAUGACAAAGGGAGAGGUAAAAGAUAUACUUUAUCAUCUAUACAUGACAGCACAAGGCAACCUUCAAAGGUUUAUGCCAAAAGAAAUAAUGAUUCUCAAGUAUCUUAUAACCAUUGAAGAUCCUGAAGAAGAGCUGUGUGCCCUAAAAGAUGCAUUUACUCCCCCCGUGGAAGAACUUGAUGUUGAUUCUCUGUACACGACUCCAGAGAAGCUGCAUAUUUGGAUCAAGACUGUGGUGGAUGCUUAUAAUUUCAGCAAGGAUGGAACUCUUUUAAAGGAAGCUAAGGAUUUAAUGAACCCCAAGAUAAUCCAGAGAUUGGGACGAUUACAGAAGCUCGUAUUGGACAAAUUCAUGUGAAAUUUCGGUAAGGUACACAAUAAUUUCAUCCUCAAUGUAAGUACAAUAAAAUGAAAAGAAGUGUUUAGUUUUGUAGCAAUUAGAAAAUAGUCAAGUGGAAAAAAUGAGUUAUGUGCCCAUUUGAUUGAAAAAAAUGGAUUAUUUGGGUUUAAUGACUAAAAUAUUUUUUUGUAUUUAAUAAUUUAAAUUGUUAUAAAAAGCAAUGGAAGAAUAUUUUAGUAUUUA
Impatiens glandulifera is the source of this 1539-nucleotide messenger RNA. RefSeq lists its product as uncharacterized. Gene Ontology annotation, cellular component: chloroplast envelope; chloroplast thylakoid membrane. The record is from RefSeq and is a predicted model, not a curated record. The transcript is spliced from 6 exons. Bases 100 to 1314 code for a protein of 404 amino acids. Lineage: Eukaryota; Viridiplantae; Streptophyta; Magnoliopsida; Ericales; Balsaminaceae.